AUGAUCUCGCUUCUUGACGAUAUUCUUGGCCGUGGGAUGAUAUUCUCGGUUUAUCGGCAACGAGGAGAUGAUUCGCCAGAGUUGCUCCGUUAUAUUAUCAUGAGUUUCAUCCUCGCGGGACGAGACACAACUUCCUCUGCUCUGAGCUGGUUCUUUUGGUUACUGUCUCUACAUCCUGAGGUGGAACAUAAGAUUCUCCAAGAGAUGAAAUCGAUCCGAGAGCGAACGAGGAAGCGAAUCGGGGAAAGUCUCUAA
Arabis nemorensis is the source of this 255-nucleotide messenger RNA. The record is from the annotation of a GenBank genome assembly. NCBI's taxonomy places the organism in Eukaryota, Viridiplantae, Streptophyta, Magnoliopsida, Brassicales, Brassicaceae.